Fundulus heteroclitus (mummichog) is the source of this 1962-nucleotide messenger RNA. RefSeq names its product echinoderm microtubule-associated protein-like 1. The record is from RefSeq and is a predicted model, not a curated record. Lineage: Eukaryota; Metazoa; Chordata; Actinopteri; Cyprinodontiformes; Fundulidae. The transcript is spliced from 7 exons. The coding region runs from base 970 to 1911 and encodes 313 amino acids.
UCACCUGCAGUAAAAAUGCAUUUGCGUUUCUGACUAUUUCUCUGUGAAUAGAGAACUAUAUUGUUAUUAGUUUGGAUUACAAAUGGUAGUUGGCAUGAUCAUUGGACAUAAUUAGAAUAUAUGCAUUUCUAACUUGGAACUGGGAUACGGUUUGAUCAUUCCCAGGCUGUCCCCUUCAUCACAGUUAAUUUAGAUGUAAAAAAAAAACUGGAAAUAAUCAACACCAAAAUAGCUGCUGAGUACCAUUAACAGCAGUCCCAGUAGGCCUACAACCAGCAGUCUUUGUUGUUAUGUCGCACAGUUUUAGAACCACGGUGACCUAGUGGAUGUGCUGCUGAAUUUAGCCCUGUUUCAGACCAUGGAGAAAAAUCCCUCCCAAGGAAUGAUGCUUCCCAUUUUUUACAUAAAUCAACGUCAACAUGCACCAGUUUUCGUUUUGCUCUCCUUCAUAACCACUAUCCCUCAGGACGUAUCCUGCAAUGUUCGCGCUGUGAUUCCUCGUGUUGUUCAAAGCGCCGCCAUGCAGUUUCAGUUCUAGCUCUGAUGUUUCUACUUUGUGCUUUCCUCAUAUAGUGACAUGGGAUUAUCUGUGUGGGUGGGGUCAAAGAGAUUAACAUUGGGAUUGGGAUUAACAUUGUACUCUCCACUCUCGUACGCCCGCAAUCACACUCGUGCAAGUGGACGUACACAGGGGCUGAGACAAUUCAGGCCGAAUUGGAUGACUUCUUCGUUUUUUAAGCAUUAUCAACCCAACCCCCCACCUUUAUAGACACAAACCCUGAGCUCGAGGCUUAAAGCCGCACCGACAUCUCCACGGUGUCCGAGAGCGAGCCAGGCACAGGAACGGUGGCACCCUCCUCUUCAGCUUCUCAUGCUGUAUUUUGCCAUUUGAAUGCUAGAAACUCUGUAAGCAACAAUCUGUGAAUGGAGUGAAAGAGACAAGAUCCUAGAGGACGCUGGUUAAGUAAGAUGGAGGCAGAACAGGGCUACCUGACGGGGGCCAGAGGAGCACGGAGGACCGAAAGGGUAUGUACACGAGAAGAGAAGAAGAGGAGGAAGACGACGGGGCUGGCUGAGGACAGUGCCAGCGGUCAGACGAAAUAUCCUUGCUUCUCAUCAGCAUCCAGCAGCUCAUAUGACGACCGCAGCUCGGCAGCCAGCGGCCUGGACGUGGCCGACCGGCUCACCUACCUGGAGCAGAGGAUGCAGAUGCAGGAGGAUGAGAUCCAGCUGCUGAAGUUGGCGCUGGCAGACGUCCUCAAGAGGCUGAACAUUUCUGAAGAGCACCAGGCAGGGUCUGCAGCGGCUGCAGGAAGGAGGACACCAGGCGGCAAAGCCAGGCCAGUCUCCCUGGCUCUGCCCCCCAGGACCCCCAUGGCGACCCUCAGUGCGCCUUCCCUGAAAAAGAGCUCAACAGUGCCCUCCAGCGUCACGGCCAGGAAUUACAGCCCAACGCCAACUCUGAGCGGCGCGAAGAGCCCACCAGGCAGUGUGAAGGACAGUCCGUGCAAGACCGCCAAAACACGACCCCCGUCUGUAGCCUCAGUCUGCAAGAAAAUCCCAGAAGGAAGCAACAAGUCCAGCGAGGCUGCUGUGAGCGCAGGUGCAGGAACACGGCGUGUGACACACUGCAAAGUGACUAUGCAGAUCUAUCUGAGCCCCCUCGCAAGAAAGACUGGGUCUUCUGAGGAGGCCAAGUCUGCGUCUGCGGUGCCCGCCUACGACGGACCCGUGGCCGGCCCCGGGCCCCCGCCGACCAAGAGGGCCAGCCAGCCGCGGAUGAAGAAGUCGGCCCCGUCCUUCACCUUGAACCUCCAGAAAACCGUGACCAGUCAGAGCUCGGCGCAUGAAACCUCCAGCUACAUCAGUCCAGUCAAGUCACCCAGCCAGUACUUUCAGAUCUGUUACUGACACGGACGGACGUUCCUGAAGAUCUCAGUUUUCAAAAAGGGAAAUCUUUUU